CGGGGUGGGUGCAUUUCCUCAUGCCACCGUGUGUGCGCCCUGCAGUACACGAUUCCGUGAUCCGUGGCUCCAUUUCCUUGCCGAACCAGCUUGCCGUGGCACUGCCAGUUUCGGUUCGCAGCUGGUUUCGCACGGUAGUGCUCCGAGCGAAUCGAUUUUGUGCGGUGUGUGUGUGUGUGUGGGUAGGCCUGUAGCGCGGAUUAAGGUGUGUGAAGCUUUGUUUGUAUGAUUAAGGGCUAAAACCAAGGUCCCAGAAUCCCAUAAGCUUACUGCCGCACAGACUAACAAACUGGGUGGAGUGUUGGGUGAUUGUACGUACUAUAAAGCAGAAGAAGUAAGAACUAAAGGUUUUAUGGAUAAAGACCAACAGUGGUGUGAAGCAAACUUCCGGGAUUCAGGAAGACGGCAGGUGUGGUUCGAUCAGGCUGCUAAGCGUACCGUUUCCAGUGGACGUCACACGCCCCGAAACAGCUGAUUAUUAAAACAAAAAAAGCAGAAAGCUGCACUGCAAAACCUGACCGUUAACGGGUUCCUCUUCGCCAAGCAGUGCACGGUCGCUGCAUAUCCUCGACCUCAGAGAGGGGCGCGUGUCAGUGCACUAAGAUUCGCGCGAGUCAAGGUCAGCAGCAGACGGGGAACCCGCCUCUCGCGCGAGAACAGAACACACCGUGAAUGGUGGGAGUGCUGCCACCGCUCAUUCGGACUGGAUGCUGUGUGACGCUUCUACCGCGCUACCACGUUCACCAAACAUUGCCAAGGAUCUUGCGAUCUUUCUGCAGGUUCUUGUGCGAGAGCGCCCGACGUCGCUAGAGAGCGCACCGAGAGCGUUUGGCCGCUCUGCUAGGAACGCGCGAGAGAGAAAGAGAGACGCAUCCACCUGAUCAUCACAUCCCUACUAUAAAAGCACGCCGCCCGUACAGUACGCUCGUGCAGAGUAGCGUCUAUCCUUGGUGCGAUUAGAAGACCCGAGCGGACCGCAACCGGAGAGUCUCCCGGUAAAUCAAAACAAAACAAAAAAAAAACAUUCUUCCCCCGCGUGGCCUGCAAUCAAAACAUAUCUCGUCCGACUGCUGCUGCUGCUCUUCUUCUGCGUCUAAAGUCAAAACAACGCUAUCAAACCUGCCGCUCAAACCUGCCAUCGGAUCCCUGAAGGGCCGACGACUUUAGCUCGCGUACAAGGUGUGAAGUUGUGUCGCCUAAACAACAACCACAACAACAACAACCACAACAGAAAAGCCGUUAUACAACGGACACUCAAACCGCCAAGGUGUGUUAAUUGAAGGUCGAACAGACACGCCGAACAGUGCGAUGUACACCGCCGUUACCUCGAUCGGGCGGCUAGUGGCGCUGGCCCUGCUGGCUGUCCUGCUCGCCCUGCUACAGUGUUCCGCGCCCUGCCAGGCGUCCCCGGUCAUGCUGGACAAGCUGUUCGGCUUUGCGGCCUACCAGCCGACCUACUCCGGCGGUGGCUACGGUGGCAACCAGUACGGCUACUAUGGCGGCGGCGGCGGCAGUGCCAGCGGGACCGGGUACGGCAGCCAUCAUCGCCCCACGGCCAGCUCGGCCACCAGCCACAAGCGGCAGGCGAAGGGGCGCGACUACAAGGACAUCUGCCGGGUGGUCAAUCCGGCCCCGUACGCGCUGCCCGGGCGGGCACCCUACCCGGCCGCACCCUUCUGUCCGUAUUAGGCUCCGGCGCUGUUGGAGCAGUGCGAGGAACGUGAUAGUUACGAUUAGGUGUUAAGGUUCGAUUUGUAAGACGUAAUAACGCGGUGUGACAGCGCAGUGGCUGGGGCAGAGAUAAGGGCGACCCGACACAACGGCUGCUGGUGUUCCUUGUGCUUACUUCCCCCGCAGCAAGAUGUCGUUAUAGAAUUUAAGAUGAAGAGAGGCAGCAUUUUAACCUCCAAUCUUGUGCGAAUAGCAUACGAAAUAUGGGCUGUUGCUGCUUCUCCCGCUAGAGAGUUUUCCAACACAAUAAAGUUACGAAACAAAACAACAA
Anopheles coluzzii is the source of this 2002-nucleotide messenger RNA. RefSeq lists its product as uncharacterized. The record is from RefSeq and is a predicted model, not a curated record. Bases 1309 to 1689 code for a protein of 126 amino acids. NCBI's taxonomy places the organism in Eukaryota, Metazoa, Arthropoda, Insecta, Diptera, Culicidae. The transcript has a single exon.